GCCGGGAGUGAAUGAACCAUGGAACGAAGGAAGAAAAGAGAGAGAGGGAGGGGCUGUGGUGUACGUCAGUAGUUGUGACUCUCAUAUAAGUGGCUGCAGAGAGAGCUGGAGACCAGACAGAAGGCUGUAUUAUAUGAGACUUUUACAAAUGCAGCCCAUAGUCUCGUUGGAAUGUUCUACAGCCUAGACGGAGGACUGUUUUCAGCUGUCGUGUAGCUGCCUGUCUCUGUCCUACAGACCUCACUGCCAAGGGUGGAACCUGAGAGCUAACUCUGGAUCUGGGCUAGCUGCUCAGUAGCUAACUGGUUCCGGCUUGAACGUCACUGGACAUUUUGGCUCUUCGUUUGUCCAGGACUGCAGGCUUUUACAGCUCUCUUAGAGGGGUGUGGACUGUACAAACAGAGAGAGAGAGAGAGAAGAGGAGGAAGUAAGGGAAACAGGAAAAUAUAUAUAUAUAUAUUUUUUGUUGGAAAGAGAUCUCCCUCAACCCUCACGCUGGGGAAGGCGGCGCAACCCCCCCACACCUGUCAUCUUCAUCCCGGCCCCUCCUCACAAACUCUGACCUCCCGCAUUAUCAGGUGGAAAGGCCUCUGCCUCCCUGCCCUUCCCAUCAUGCACCUCAAGACCACCAAGUGUAACGCCUUCUGCCUGGUUGCCUCGGUGACCAACCAGGAAGUGUUUGACAGGCCUGAGUCCCGGGCCAGUUUUGAGUCUCUGUUCCGCUCCUUCGACCCGGACGUGAACUUCCAGUUCUUUAAGAGUUUCCGGCGUGUGAGAAUCAACUUCAGCGAUGCACUGGCUGCCGCUGAGGCGCGGCUCCGACUGCACAAGAGCGACUUCAACGGCAAAGAGAUGCGCCUCUACUUCGCACAGUCCGUCCUCAUAGGCAGUCCCCGCCUGGAGCCCCCUAAACCAGACAAACAGUUCCUGAUCUCCCCCCCAGCCUCGCCACCGGUGGGGUGGCAGCAGGCCCCGGACGCCGUGCCCGUCAUCAACUAUGACCUUCUCUGUGCCAUCUCCAAACUAGGGCCAGGUGAGAAGUACGAGCUGCACACCGGCACCCCCACCACCCCCAGCGUAGUGGUCCACGUGUGUGAGAACGAGCAGGACAGCUCGGGGGGCGAAGACGACACAGAAGGAAGCACCAGCAGCAGCAACCGCCCCCCUCGCCCCAAAAUCAUCCAGACACGGCGUCCGGACAUCACCCCCGGCGUCAUGCAGUGAGCGGCAGAGAGAGGGGGCGCUCUAACAUCCACAAAGCAUGUCUCCCACAUCUGCCUCUCAGAAGUCAAUGACAACCUGGCCCUGGGAGGAUGCUGUUGGGACAAGUAAAACAUCCUCUCUAACACUAGGGGGAGUCGCCUCUCAAAGCCCUGCCUUUUCAUGGAGAGAGAGAGAGAGAAAGGAAAAGAGAGCGAGAGACAUUCAUCUCUUAUCAUUUCACAUUUAAUAUCUCUUUCGUCCUCCAUUUGGAACAAUAUUAGACACUUGAGAGAAAGAGAAGUAGACAGAGAAUAAAGAGCAAGGGAUGUUUUGAAUAUUUUUGCUGUAAAAAAAAACGUUUUACUUAAUUUGCUUUGUAACCGUUGUAUAUGGUCAGGCAUGGUAGUGAGAGAGAGAUGUUGUAGUCCUCUCUAGAGAGACACCGGGGGAUCAACUUUCUUUGGAUUCAUUGUGAUUUGUAAUUCAGGACCCCGUAACAAACCCUGUCUAUAGACUCAUUUCCUACUGUGUACUGGAUCCAUCCUUUUCUUGUCUAUAAGAUGUGUGCGCAUGCUGCAGUGGAGGCCGGCUCGUAAUAAUGGCUGAAAGGGCGCGAAUGGAAUGGCGUCAAACUAUGUUUGAUACCAUUCCACCUAUUGCGCUCCAGUCAUUACCACGAGCCCGUCCUCCCCAAUUAAGGUGCCACCAACCUCCUGUGGAAUGCUGCCAUCACUAGCUCAGCGAUUUACAAUGUUUGACUCAUCAGGAGUACAAAUUACAUUCUAUGUGAUGACAUCACAAACCUAAUUAUUAUUCAUGAAUAUUCUAAUUCCUAAUGGUCUUUACUCCAGGCCUAACAUUUGUAAACAGAACACUUCAGAGUAACUUUCUUGGAAUUCACUCCUUGACAGGUUAAUUUGCUAUGAAAUGGACUUAUUGUUCAAUAUGUCUCCAAUAAUGACUCAUCUGCUUCCAUAGCAUUGAGAUAUGUUACUACAAACUCCCCUCCUAGUUCAUCCUCCUUUGACAGAAAUGGCUGCCAUAUCACGCUGAUCACAUGGGUCAGGGAUGGCCUCCUGCAUGGGUCUUCAUAGCUUACUGUACAUUUUUGCUGCACAUCUUCCUGGCCAGUAUGGCUGGUCUCACUUGACUUACACUGCUAUUUUGGGGCUGACUGGGGGCCAUUAGGGCUCUGAACUGCAGUUACUGUAGGAGGGUUGGUUGUGUGCGCUGCUAUCAGAGAGAGAGAGGGGGGGGGUUCAUAGGUUGUAGUGGGAGGCUUGUGUAGAUGCACUGUGAAAUGUUUAAUGCAUGCGCCAUCACAGCACAUCUGGAAUGAAGUUAUCCACCCCAGCAGUUUAGUUGCAUUAGUCAUUUAGCUACUUUUGUACUCUGAACUAUUGACAUUCAUUAUUAUACUUUGAAUAAUAAUCUAGUGAGUUAUCAUGUAAUAAAGACUUCACCACUAAA
This is a messenger RNA of Oncorhynchus mykiss (rainbow trout), 2673 nucleotides long. It is a transcript of the gene rcan1b, whose product is annotated as regulator of calcineurin 1b. Gene Ontology annotation, biological process: calcium-mediated signaling. Gene Ontology annotation, cellular component: cytoplasm; nucleus. Gene Ontology annotation, molecular function: calcium-dependent protein serine/threonine phosphatase regulator activity; nucleic acid binding. Lineage: Eukaryota; Metazoa; Chordata; Actinopteri; Salmoniformes; Salmonidae. The record is from RefSeq and is a predicted model, not a curated record.